Messenger RNA from Penicillium daleae, 1149 nucleotides. RefSeq names its product aldo/keto reductase. Lineage: Eukaryota; Fungi; Ascomycota; Eurotiomycetes; Eurotiales; Aspergillaceae. Bases 1 to 1149 code for a protein of 382 amino acids. The transcript has 5 exons. The record is from RefSeq and is a predicted model, not a curated record.
AUGUCUAUCCCAGCUGCCCCUACGCCCAAGUCGCGUCUCGGCCGAUACCGCAUGCUUGCCCCCACGGCGGGCAUCAAGGUGAGCCCACUGUGUUUGGGUGCAAUGAACUUUGGUGAAGGAUGGAAGGAGAGACUAGGCGAAUGUGACAAAGAGACCUCGUUCAACAUCUUGGAUACGUUCUACGAGAAUGGCGGCAAUUUCAUCGAUACUGCCAACAACUACCAAAAUGAAGACUCUGAAGCCUGGGUCGGUGAAUGGAUGGAAAAGCGUGGCGUGCGGGACCAGAUUGUCCUCGCAACCAAGUAUACCUCCGGCUUCCGAAGUCAUAUGAAGUCCGAGAUCCAAGCCAAUUUUGUCGGCAACAACACAAAGAGCAUGAGGUUGUCCGUAAAUGCCAGUCUGAAGAAGUUGCGCACCGACUACAUCGACCUGUUGUACGUCCACUGGUGGGACUUUGCCACCUCCAUCGAGGAAGUAAUGACCUCUUUGAAUCAGCUGGUCACAUCGGGCAAAGUACUCUACCUCGGUAUCAGCGAUACACCCGCAUGGAUUGUCAGCCGUGCGAACCAAUUCGCUCGCGAUCACGGUAUGCGCCCCUUCUCCGUCUACCAAGGCCAAUGGAGCGCGGCCAAGCGCGACUUCGAGCGCGAAAUCAUCCCCAUGUGCGCCGCCGAAGGCAUGGGCCUUUGCCCCUGGGGCGCCAUCGGAGGCGGCGCAUUCAAAACAGCCGCACACCGCGAGGAACUCGCGAAAAGUGGCAACCCGGGCCGACAAGUCCAGCCUCGGGAUGUCGAUGUCGCUGUGUCCAAGGUUCUAGAGAGCGUUGCGGACCGGCAUAAGACGGCGAUUACCAGUGUGGCCUUGGCUUACGUUAUGAGCAAGACGACUUAUGUUUGCCCUAUUGUCGGCGGCCGCAAGGUCGAGCAUUUGUUGGGUAAUAUUGAGGCGUUGGGGUUGGAGUUGAGUGAGGAGGAUAUUAAGGAGAUUGAGAGUGCUUAUGAGUUUGAUUAUGGAUUUCCGAUGACAUUCAUCUUCCGUGGGGAGAAUAUGGAGGCUCACCCUUCGAAUGUUACGUUUAAGAAUUCUCUGGCCAAGUUUGAUUUUGUUGAUUCGGUGCGGCCUAUCAAGCCGAAGAGCCUUGAUGCGUGA